Molecule: messenger RNA, 378 nt
Organism: Rotaria sp. Silwood1
Lineage: Eukaryota; Metazoa; Rotifera; Eurotatoria; Philodinida; Philodinidae
Source: the annotation of a GenBank genome assembly
AUGAGUGAUGGAAUUCCAUUUGAACAUAAAUUAUUUAAAUUCAUCGCUCAAGAAUUUCCUUUCCUCGAAUUUUUAUAUAUAUGUAAUGAUAAUCCACAAGAAAACAAGCAAGAUUCAUCAACAUUAAUUACAUUUCCUUAUCUCACAGUCCUUGACUUAGAAAAAGCACAUGUUGACUAUGCUGAAUUAUUUCUUUUGGAAAAAAAUAUGCAUCUACCUCGUUUGGUAAAUCUUUCCGUAAACAACAAAUCACUCACAACAAUAACAAACAAUUUUACCAAUGAUCCAACACUUUUUAAUUUUGGUAAAUUGACAAGCCUUGUAUGUCAAAAAUUUGUUUCUCCAAAAAAUUUUUGUAAAUAUUUUCCUUUGUUAUAA